This is a messenger RNA of Callithrix jacchus (white-tufted-ear marmoset), 675 nucleotides long. The record is from RefSeq and is a predicted model, not a curated record. NCBI's taxonomy places the organism in Eukaryota, Metazoa, Chordata, Mammalia, Primates, Cebidae.
CUCAGAGCAGCAUUAUUUACAAGUACCCCCAAACUGGAAACAACUUUAACUUCCAUCAGUGGUAGAGUACUAAAAAUAAUUAUGGUGGAUUCACACAAUAGAAUACUAUACAGCAAGGAAAAUGAAGAAACUCUGGUUAAUGCAACAACAUACGGAUUCUCACGAGCAUACUGUGCAGCAAAAGAAAGCAGAUGCGCUCUUUCACCAAGGACCCGCCAACAUGGGCCAUGUUCACACCAAAAUCAUGAAGAAGGCGGCCCGGGUCAUCAUAGAAAAGUACUACCCGUGCCUGGGCAACAACUUCCACAUGAACAAGCACGUGUGUGAGGAGAUCACCAUUAUCCCCAGCAAGAAACUCCACAACAAGACAGCGGGCUAUGUCACACAUCUGAUGAAACAGAUUCAGAGAGACCUGGUCAGAGGUAGCUCCAUCAAGCUGCAGGAGGAGGAAAGAGAAAGGAGAGACAAUUAUGUUCCUGAUGUCUCAGUCCUGGAUCAGGAGAUCAUUGACGUAGAUCCUGACACUAAGAAAAUGCUGAAGCUUUUGAAUUUCGGCAGUCUGUCCAAACUGCGGGUCACUCAGCCUCCAGUUGGGAUGAAUUUCAAAACGCCUCGGGGACCUGUUUGAAUGUUUUUUGUAAUGCUGUAUUAUUUUCAAUAAACCUGGGACAACAA